CCAGCAAGUGGGCUGUAUUAUUAAACUUAAACUUGCUCUUAUGUUAAUUGCUCUCCCGUCGCAUUCCUACCCAACCCGACGACCGCUCCAUUUAAUUGCUCUCUUGUUUCAUUUGCACGUUUCCUUCCUCCGCAUCGCCCGUCGCCCCCGGUAGCAAGAGGAGACAUGGCGCCCGUCGCCGUCGUCCCGAGCCCCGACCCGUCCGCGGCCGCCGACGCCGACGCCGAGAGCCUCCGGGAGGCUGUGCAAGGCUGGGGCACGGACGAGAAGGCGCUGAUCGACGUCCUGGGCCGGCGGACGGCCGCGCAGCGCGCGGAGAUACGCCGCGCGUACGCGGGGCUCUACAGGGAGUCCCUCCUCGACCGCCUCCGCUCCGAGCUCUCCGGGGACUUCCGGAACGCGAUGGUGCUGUGGACCAUAGACCCGGCGGAGCGGGACGCGCGGCUGGCGAACCAGGCGCUCGGCGACCGGAGGAUGAUGGACGACCAGCACGCCUGGGUGCUGGUCGAGGUCGCCUGCGCCUCCGCGCCGGACCACCUCAUCGCCGUCCGCCGCGCUUACCGGUCCCUCUUCGGCUGCUCCCUCGAGGAGGACGUCGCCGCCUGCCCCGCGCUCCAGGAUCCGCUCAGGAAGCUGCUGGUGAGCUUGGUGAGGUCGUACCGCUGCGAAACGGAGCGCGUCGACGAGGACGUCGCGAGGAUGGAGGCGGCACAGCUCGCCGAAGCCAUCAGGAAGAGAAGGCAGCCACACGGCGACGAGGUAGCACGGAUCGUAAGCACGAGGAGCAAGCACCAGCUGCGGGCCACGUUCCAGCUGUACAAGCAAGAGCACGGCACCGACGUCGAUGAGGACAUUACCAAGCAUAGCAGCAGUCAGUUUGCCAAGAUUCUCAGAAGCGCUGUCUGGUGCUUGACGUCGCCGGAGAAGCACUUUGCAGAGGCUAUUAGAUACUCCAUUUUAGGAUUUGGAACGGAUGAGGACACACUUACCAGGGCGAUCAUCUCAGGGUCCGAGAUCGGCAUGAACAAGAUCAAAGAGGAAUACAAGGUCAGGUUCAAGACCACAGUCACCAGCGAUGUUGUCGGCGAUACCUCUGGGUAUUACAAAGACUUUCUGCUGACCUUGGUAGGGAGUGAAGAUUAAAACAACCUGCUCUUGUUGGCCAAGAUGUGUAGAAUGUGUAUCCGCCCCCACAUCCAUAUCUUGUUCAUGUAAACCAAAUCAUUCUCUCCUUUUUUUGUGUUUAUUUGAUACCUUUUUCCGCUUAAAAAGUACAGCAAUUUCAUAUUGGCGAUGAUGAAUGAACUCACCUAGGAGACUAGGAGCAGGGAUCAGAGUAUUAUGCA
Sorghum bicolor (sorghum) is the source of this 1346-nucleotide messenger RNA. Its product is annotated as annexin D3. NCBI's taxonomy places the organism in Eukaryota, Viridiplantae, Streptophyta, Magnoliopsida, Poales, Poaceae. The record is from RefSeq and is a predicted model, not a curated record. Gene Ontology annotation, cellular component: cytoplasm. The transcript has 5 exons. Gene Ontology annotation, molecular function: calcium ion binding; calcium-dependent phospholipid binding. Bases 166 to 1143 code for a protein of 325 amino acids.